UUGUAUCCAACUCAAUUGAAGCUUCACAACACCAAGUACACUUAUAUAUACCAGGUUUCUCUACCUACUCUCACGAAAAUCAACAUGUCUCUUCACUACCUCCCCCCCGUCAAGCCCUCGGCCAUCGCCCUCGGCACCGCCUUCAACCACGGCAUCGAGCUCGCCGUCCUCGCCCCCAUCUUUGGCCAGACCUACCAGCGCGCCAAGCUCUCCAACACCAAGGAGGAGUUUAUCCGCUCCAAGGAGGCUUCCGGCGCCGCCCUCGCCUGGGGCUCCUCGCUCAUCGGCUCCGCCCUGCAGAGUUAUGGUGUUGGUGCUCUGAUCAACGCUACCGGUACUCUUAGCUACAAGGGCGCUGCUUACCUGGGAUCUCUCAUCUUCUUUGCCACCUCUGCUCCUGGUUACAUCUCUCAGAUCUUUGUCGAGAAGCGACCUCUUGACACAGUCGGCGUCAGCCUGGCCACCAAGCUCAUCGAGACUCUGGGUCUGUCCGUCUUCUUGACCUGGUGGGGAACCCGAACCAACCCCUUUGAGUAA
Molecule: messenger RNA, 537 nt
Organism: Fusarium keratoplasticum
Lineage: Eukaryota; Fungi; Ascomycota; Sordariomycetes; Hypocreales; Nectriaceae
Exons: 2
Coding region: 85-537 (150 amino acids)
Source: RefSeq, a predicted model, not a curated record